AACCGUCGAUAAAAUUAACAAGCACAACAAAACCUUGGCUGGCGCGCCGGUGUCUCUCUGAAGCCGAAGACUUUGUGUGAGUGUCGAAACGAAACUGUCGAUUGUUUUUAAAGCCACAGAAAUGUCAGCUGAUACCAAGAUUGCUGAACUCUUAACGGAAUUGCAUCAGCUCAUCAAACAGACUCAGGAGGAGAGGUCACGCAGUGAACACAAUCUGCUCAACAUUCAGAAAACACAUGAAAGGAUGCAGACAGAAAACAAAACCUCCCCAUACUACCGCACUAAGCUGAGGGGGCUUUACACCACGGCCAAAGCAGAUGCUGAAGCGGAGUGUGGCAUUUUACGCCAUUCUCUUGACAAAAUUGCAGAGAUCAAAUCUUUAUUGGAGGAGAGACGAAUAGCUGCUAAAAUGGCAGGUGUUUACAGUGACAGCGACCCUCCUAGGAAGACCAUGAGACGCGGUGUCCUGAUGACACUCCUCCAGCAGUCUGCCAUGACGCUGCCUCUGUGGAUUGGCAAGCCAGGGGACAGUCCCCCGCCGCUAUGCGGUGCGACCCCUGCCAGCAGUGACUACGUGGCCAAGCAGGGGGACAAGGUGGCAGCACGAGUCAAGGCUGUGGAUGGAGAUGAGCAGUGGAUCCUGGCUGAAGUGGUCAGCUACAGCCACUCCACCAACAAAUAUGAAGUGGAUGACAUCGAUGAAGAGGGCAAAGAGAGGCACACCCUUAGCAGACGCCGCAUCAUCCCGCUCCCUCAGUGGAAGGCCAACCCUGAGACGGACCCUGAGGCCCUUUUCAGCAAAGACCAGCUGGUGUUGGCCCUCUACCCUCAGACCACCUGCUUCUACCGGGCCCUCAUCCACACACCACCACACAGGCCUCAAGACGACUACUCGGUGCUGUUUGAGGACACAUCAUACGCCGAUGGAUACUCCCCUCCUCUCAAUGUGGCCCAGCGCUACGUGGUGGCCUGCAAGGAAAACAAAAAGAAGUGAGGAAGAAUGUGGACUGAGAACUGGAGGAGCCAUAGGGACAAAACUGGUGCAUAUCUGUUUACCAAAUGAACUUGUGUCCAUGUCAUGUGAAGAUGGUUAGAGAAACAGAGUUCAAAUAAUGGAAGUUAGUCCACAAACAAUUCUGUUGUUCAUGUUUCAUAGCGUUUGGAGCAAAGUCUCAGUUAAGAAAUGAUGGGCAAACACAGACACUGCCUAGCUAGGUGUGAUCUUUUUUUUUUGUAUUGCUAUGUUGUGUUAUGCCAUUACAUGUUGUCGAGGUUCGUAUCAGCUCAUGUUUGCUGCUGUUGUCGGACCAAGUUGUGGAUAACAUAUCACGGUCAUGUCAUUUGUAAUACAGCUUUGCACUAAACUGUUUUUUUCCUUGAACUGCCACAUUGAUUUUCUCCCCUGCAUGUAAAGGUCCAAAUUGCUUCUUUUUUUUUACAUUUUGUAACAGAACCACAAUGAUUUUUGAAUUAAAAUUGUUUUGUUUUUUUCACGAGUUAAGCAUUUGUCCUUAAAGCCCAACUUAAAUUCAGGCC
This is a messenger RNA of Lampris incognitus (smalleye Pacific opah), 1536 nucleotides long. It is a transcript of the gene sgf29, whose product is annotated as SAGA complex associated factor 29. Bases 122 to 994 code for a protein of 290 amino acids. Gene Ontology annotation, cellular component: SAGA complex. The record is from RefSeq and is a predicted model, not a curated record. NCBI's taxonomy places the organism in Eukaryota, Metazoa, Chordata, Actinopteri, Lampriformes, Lampridae. The transcript has 10 exons.